This is a messenger RNA of Arabis nemorensis, 483 nucleotides long. The record is from the annotation of a GenBank genome assembly. NCBI's taxonomy places the organism in Eukaryota, Viridiplantae, Streptophyta, Magnoliopsida, Brassicales, Brassicaceae.
AUGAACAGGCUCGAAGGAAGUUUACCAAAAUGGUUGGCUGUUAUGGAAAUCGGAAUCAUAAUUUUGUCAGACAACAGACUCUCAGGUUCUUUGCCUCUUAGUUUGUUUCAGUCUCAGAGCUUAUCGGUUCUUGAACUAUCAAGAAACAACUUCUCUGGUCAGAUCCCUGAUACGAUAGGCGAAACAUCAGCCAUGACACUGAUGCUGUCUGGAAACAACUUUUCAGGAUCAGUACCAAAGUCUAUUACAAAGAUCUACAGGCUACUGUUUCUGGACUUGUCGAAGAAUAAGUUAUCAGGUGAAUUCCCGAGCUUCAACCACGACUCACUUCUUGCGCUGCUCGACAUAUCUUCCAACGAGUUCUCUGGGAAUGUUCCAGCUUCUUUUGGAGUGAGCACUCUAAUGCUCUCAAUGAGUCAGAACAAAUUUCAGCGGCGAAUUCCCUCAGGACUUCACAAAUCUCCCAUUUCUGAUGCAUCUUGA